GGUGCUAUGAGGUCAGGCAGGGUGGUAGCAGUGUGGACUACUUAGUGUAUGGAGCCUGGAUUUGUGAAGACUCUGCCUGGCCCAAAGUCUUGCUGUCACUCCAGCACCUGUGCUGAUGUGCAAUGGACAACUUCCAGUAUAGUGUCCAGCUCAGUGAUCGAGAGUGGGCCGAGUUCUCAGCCACUGCUGAUGAGUGUGGCCUCUUGCAGGCUGGCCUGGCCUCUGGUGACGAGCUCUUGUCCAGUGACAUUGACCAAGGGGACAGCAGUGGAAGCAGCCCCCCUGGGCCCCCACCCCUCUUCACUGGGCAGCUGGCUCCCCAGGGGAGGAGACAACAGGGCUCUGAGUUGGAGGACGUGGCUGCUCAGCAGUUGGUCAGCAGGUCUCAGUGUGAGCCUGUCCUGGCUCUGGAGACCAGUCAUCAGGUAGCCAGCACGUCCACACAGUCAGAAGCUCUACUGUUCCUCAGCCCAGACAGCGUCUGUCCUGGCCAAGCCUUGUCCUUCCAAGGGUCAGCAACUUUCAGGGACAAGAUGCAGAGGCUUUUGCAGGGCCCUGCUCCCAGCUCUCCUGGUGAGCCCUCUCAUAGUCCUGAGUCCCCUGGCCACAAUGCCAUCCCUCAGAGUCCUCCUGACAACCUUGAAGCUCCACUGCGGAACCCUGGUCGUAAGAAGAGGCGUGCUAUGGCCGCCAAGGGAGCCAAGUGCUCUGGAUCUCUGGGCUCUGCUGCUGUCCAGAUGAGCUCCCCACAGCUUAUGGAGACCAGGCCCAAGGAGGUUCUUAUGUCUGGGACAUUAAUGGCAAAAGCCCAGCAGGGUAAGCCACAGUCAGACUCUGCAGGUGCUUCUGAACAUGGCUCUAGUAUCCCUGAACAGAUGGCCAAACAAGAGUCAGACUUGGAUCUGUCUACACCUGUUCUAACAACUAAACAAGAUACAGACCAGAUCAGAAAGACACCCAGAGCUGUGCUACACAUGAUAUCCAAACCUGUCCAGGAAGCUCAUCCAGAUGUCUCCACAGCCACACUAAAUGUGUCUCUCUCUACACAUGCCUCCAAGUCUCAACCUUACACGGCUUUGUCUAAACCUGCCUCCAAGCCUCAGUCUGAAAAAGCUUUAUCUACACAUGUCUCCACAUCUGACAUGACUUUUUCCACACUUGCCUUCAAAUGUCAACCCAAUACAAAUCAGUCUACACUUGCCUCUGAUCCUGACAUGGCUUUGUCUAUACCUGCCUCCAUGUCUCAACUGGACAAAGUUGAGUUUGCACCUGCUUGCAUACCUGGACUGCAUGAGGACCUAUCUGCAGUAGGCUCCGAGAUCAAGUCAGAAGUUUAUCCCUCUAUGCCUGCCCCAGUGGUUAUGCUUUGUACAGAUCCGCCUCAUUCUGUUUCAAAGACUGAGUCUGAAGAGAGUAUGUCUAUACCUGCUAUGCCUCCCUUGUCCCCUAUUUCCCAGGCUGAAGCUGCCAUGGUGAAUACAGAUGUGACUGUGCCUCCUGGGGGAUACUUUGAGAAGCCAUUAGGGCAGCUCUCAGCAGGGUCUUCAGGAUAUUCCUUAGGGGAGCCUUGUCCAGGUCCUGUUCAAGCCCCCAAGAAGAAGAAAGUACGAUUCUCCAUGGCUGUACCCAGUCAUGAAGAAUCAGGAUCAGGUGAACCUACAGGUCCACCCUUCCUAACCCCAGACCAGCCCCCAGCUCCCAGGACAGUAGCAGGGAGCCGUGGGGGGUCUGCAGCCUGGGAUGCUGUGGCUGUUGGGCCCCGACUCCCCCAGCCUCGUAUCCUCAAGCACCUGCCUCCUCCUAUAUCCUCUGUCUCAGCAGAGCCUGAGCCUGGAAGCUGCUAUGCAGUGACUCUCCCUGAGGCCUAUGAGUUCUUCUUCUGUGACACCAUUGAGGAGGAAGAUGAAGAUGUAGAGGAUGAGGCAGCAGCCAGCCAAGCCCUGGAUGAAGUCCAGUGGCCUGACACAUGCGAGUUCUUUUUUAGGGACAGCAGAGCCCAAAGGUCAAGUUGUCAGAGGGGACACUCCACAGUCCCACCCUCAAAAGCAGAGGCUGUGGCACCUGUUCCCCCUGGAGAUUUAGUGCCUAUCUCCAUCCCUGAGGUCUAUGAACACUUCUUUACUGAGGAAGGAUUUGGGAACAGACAGCCACAAGCCACCCAUAUCCAACUGCAAACCUCGGAGCUCUUCAGGGAAGUAGGGCCUGAGGCAUACUCCAAGCCUGUUCCAGCUACAGCAGAACAUCUUAGCUUGACAAUCAGAGAGGCAGAGGAGCUACGGAGUCCCCUUACUUCAUUUACAUUCAGCCAGAAUGACAUGUGCCUGGUGUUUGUUGCCUUUGCCACUUGGGCUGUGAGAACCUCUGAUCUACAUGCCCCAGAUGCUUGGAAAACAGUCUUGCUGGCCAACAUUGGCACCAUCUCUGCUAUCCGCUACUUCCGCCGUCAGGUUGGAAGAGGGCGUAAUGGCAGACCAAGACCAAGUUCCAACUCAAGCCCAAGCUGCUAGGAGCCAGGCUGGCCUGGUGAGGCAUGGAGCACGGGGAUGAACCCAGGUGACAAGGACAAGAUCUUGCUCUUCUCUCCACCUUUUGAUCCCUGACUUCUGAGGCAUCUAGGAAGGAGCCAGUAUCUGUGGGUGCUGACUUACUUGGACUCAACCUAAGGGUCCAGCCAGUGGCUAAGACCAAGGCCAUUUUCCAUACCUGAGAGGGUAGAGAUUCAGGAUUGUGGGUGAGUGGGCCCUGAGCCAGGAGCUAGGUAAUAGGGCAUCAGAUUUGCAAGUAAAAACCACAGGGCACAUAGCUAUAUUUGAAUUUACAUGAAGUACUUGAGAUGUACUUGUAUGAAGAAAUUAUUUGUUGUUAUCUGAAAUCCAACUUAAUUGGGCACCCUGCCUUUUGUCUAGUCAUAAAUAAAGGAUGAGCAGCAGAAGAGGACUCUACAGUAAGUGUAAAAGCAAAAAGGCCCCUCUGGGUCUGGGCCAAGGGACUACUAAGUGCCUUCAAAGCUAGAGGGAGGCAGUUCAAGAACUCUGCUCUACUGAAAGGCAGGCUUGUCUGUCAAGGGCCUCCAAGGCCCUGAUCCCUAAGGCACCACAGCCACAGCUUGCCUAGGCCUGGGCUGAGUCAAUGGAUAGG
This is a messenger RNA of Peromyscus eremicus (cactus mouse), 3138 nucleotides long. RefSeq names its product PPARGC1 and ESRR induced regulator, muscle 1 (gene Perm1). The transcript is spliced from 3 exons. Gene Ontology annotation, biological process: response to muscle activity; regulation of DNA-templated transcription. The record is from RefSeq and is a predicted model, not a curated record. Gene Ontology annotation, cellular component: nucleus; cytoplasm. The coding region runs from base 123 to 2507 and encodes 794 amino acids. NCBI's taxonomy places the organism in Eukaryota, Metazoa, Chordata, Mammalia, Rodentia, Cricetidae.